Messenger RNA from Saccostrea echinata, 3725 nucleotides. RefSeq names its product antiviral innate immune response receptor RIG-I-like. Lineage: Eukaryota; Metazoa; Mollusca; Bivalvia; Ostreida; Ostreidae. The record is from RefSeq and is a predicted model, not a curated record. The transcript is spliced from 17 exons. Gene Ontology annotation, molecular function: ATP binding; DNA binding; hydrolase activity. Bases 80 to 3454 code for a protein of 1124 amino acids. Gene Ontology annotation, cellular component: cytoplasm.
AACCUAGUUAUAUGGUUGCUUUGUCUUUGGUGGAGUACGUAGUACUUGAAAAUCAAUCGGAUAUAAACAAAAAUUGACUAUGGGUGAAAUAAACAACGGUCCAGUGAGUGCCCUCUCUGGGAUGCCGAGUAUAAAAUGUACACUGGACACUCUAGAAAUACCAAAGUUGGUGUCUUUGUAUAGACCACUUGUUGAGAGAAGUGCGAGGGGAAUCGAGUUAAUUUCUCAUCUAAAGGAUGUCAUCGAUGACAGUGCUCGCCAAGAAAUCCGUCAAAUAAACAGAAAUCAGGGCGACAUUGCUUCUAUGGAAUGCCUUCUGAAUCAUCUGGAGUUGAGUGGGCAUCCAAAUAAAUGGGAGAAGUUUGUAGAUGCUUUGGAAAACAAUGAAUACCAUUAUGUAGCAAAGGCACUUAAGGGCGGGGAAGUACCGAGGGAUGUAUUUGUCAAAUACAGAAAACUCCUAAUGGAACACAAUGUAAAAUUCAUCCAAAAUAUUGACCCUUCUGAAAUCCUUCCAGAGUUAUCUAGAAGACAUUUGAUAAAUGACAUGGACAAAGAGAAUAUUCAGGCCGAACAAAUCACACAGGGUAGAAUAUGUGCUACAAAUGUUUUAUUGGAUCGAGUCUGGCGCCACCAUCAAAACUGGUACGAAGAAUUUCUGGAUGUUCUUUGCAAAGAUAAUUCGGAGCUCGUCGAAAGUAUGGAUGGCGACUACUAUAACAAAUGGAGGUUGCGAAAUAACCUAACCGUUCAAUCUCUAAUCGGCAGACCAGAAAAUUCUACAGACCAUGAUUCGACCAAUUUACUAAGUUCAUCUUCCAUUCAAGAAAACUAUUUGUCAGCAAGCGGUGGGCCACAAAACACGCUUGGGGAUGAGUCUACUCCGCCUCCAGAUGACAUAGAAUUAGGGGGUAGUCCUCUGUUUUGUGAUAAUUCUUUAUUUUCAAUGAAGCAAGACGACUCUGAUGACGAGCUUACACAUGAGAAAAAAGUAGCUCAAGCUGAAUACAGACAAAAUUCUAUGAAUUCUCUGAUUGAAAAGGAGGAACAGUCCAGUAAAUCUUUGGAGGACUUUAAGCUUUCAGUCGCCAUUGGUGGUCUCUCUAUAACAUCAGGUGACCAGAACAGUGAUUUCAGCAUUCAGCAACCUAACAGCCAUCAGGAUUAUAGCAGUAUUCAUUCUUCGACUGUGGCACGUCUACUGCAAAGCAUAGAUAACAGUGUCGAGGAGAAUAUCCAAAGAGAAGGUGGAUCUCAACCGAAUAUUGUCGGACCAGAAUGCCCAGCCAUUGAAACUCAGUCAGUUGACGAAAACAAUGAAAGUUCGGAUGAAGAUGAAAGUACAGUUGCUGCAAAGCCACUGAACUUGCGGAACUAUCAGAUGGAGUUAGCAAGAGCUGCUCUUCAAGACAAAAACUGCAUUAUUGUUGCUCCAACAGGAAGUGGAAAAACUCAUGUUGCGAUGAAAAUAAUACAGAAUCACCGAGAAAAACGCCGGCGUAUUAAUAUUCCAAAGGUCGCCUUUCUUGUUGAACAAAGCGCUCUAGCAGAACAACAAGGAAAAGUUUGCAAAGAGUUUUUGGCUUGCAAAAUUAAGGUCAUAACGGGAGAGAAACAGAGAACGGAGAGUCUUCAGAACUUAUCAUGCUGGGUUCAGAAAAAGGAUAUUCUCGUCAUAACAGCCCAGAUCCUAGUCAACGCUCUGGCUGUCGGUGAUGUACAAAUUGAAGACUUUACCCUGAUUGUCUUUGAUGAAUGUCAUCAUUCACAUGCUAAACAUCCUUAUAAUCAAAUAAUGGCACACUAUUUAGACCUAAAACUAGAAGACAGGCACAGACAGCUUCCUCAGAUUGUUGGUCUGACAGCAUCCGUUGGGGUGGGUAAGGCAAAGAACAUAGAGAAAGCAGUGGAAUGGAUCUUUAGCAUGAUGGCAAACAUGGACGCUGAAGAAUUAUGUGUUGUUGAAAACUACAAGGCAGAGCUAGCACAGCAUGUUAAUAUUCCAGAUCAAGAUGUAGUAAAAACUCCAGGACGAAAGAAAAAUGAAUUUGGAAAAACCAUUGAUGGCAUCAUGAAAGUUAUUCACAAAUGGAUGAUUAAUUCUAACCAGGCAAAAGAGGUAACAGACCAGAGUGUUCUGAAGCCACCGGUCGAGAGCGGUAACGACCAGUAUACACAAUGGCUCAGUAGGCUUUGGAAAGAGGAAGCAAAGAUAGUUAACGAGAAAGCCAGGCGGUUUAUUCAUACCUGCCGAGUUUAUCUUGAUAUGUACAACAAAUCGUUGAUCAUAUACAACGAUGCACGGGCCUCAGAUUCUCUUGCUUUCAUUAGAGAGGAACUCAAGCGAUGGGGAGAGCAUCAAAAACCAGACGAAGUAGACAACAAACUGAAAUCUUUUUUUGAAAAAAGCCAAAAGAUCUUGCAGAAUUGUGCAGAUGACCCAGACCAUAACAACCCAAAACUGCAGGAACUACGAAAACUAAUUUUGAAAGCAUUUCGUGUAGACGCAGAUAGCCGCGGAAUAAUUUUUGUAAGAACUCGAGAUCUAGUGAAGGCUAUUUACCGCUGGAUGGAGGAAACAGAUGAUUUGAGAUCACUCAAACCGGUCAUGUUUACUGGUGCUCAGGCCAAAAGCAGUGCAGGAGGAAUGACAAAAGUACAGCAAAUUGAUGCACUAACGUUGUUCAAAGAAGGACGACAUAAGAUUGUGAUAGCCACAUCAGUUGCAGAGGAAGGAUUGGACAUCCAGAAAUGCAAUCUUGUGAUCCGGUAUUCUUAUGUCAGCAAUGAGAUAGCUAUGGUCCAAGCAAGGGGAAGGGGAAGGCGUGAAAAUGGAAAGUACUUUGUUGUCGCCACGCAAGGAGACAAAACAGCAGAAAGAGAAGAAUUAAACAUGAUCAGAGAGGCAAUGAUGAAUCGUGCCAUUGAUAUGCUGAGGCAGAGAUUCAGAACUGAUCCUAGAGGCUGCCUAAAAACUAUACUGGAUAUACAAAAGAAAGCCAAAACAGAGCGUGACCUUGCAGCUAGAAACAAAGAAGGGGUAGUCGUACGACAGGGACAGUACGUAUUACGUUGUCAAAAAUGCAGCCAGUAUGUAUGCAUGUCAAAUGAGGUCAGAAAAAUUCAAAACGCCCAUCACGCUUGUAUUUGUGACGACAUCAAAGAGCGAGUUUUAGGUCAGCGUCUUCCACGUCCACAGUUCCAGGACGAAGAUUUGAAAUGCGCCGUCGGCAAACUUCUCUGUCGCUCCUGUGGAUCUGACCUUGGAAAUGUUUCUAUUUAUAAAAAUGCACAGUUCCCUAUCCUAAAGAUUGAGAGUCUCUUAAUGGAGGACAGCAUGGGGAGACGAGACGUUAAAAAAAAGUGGAAGAGUGUACCGUUUGCAGUUCAGGAAAUAACGGCAGACGACAUAAUGCAAAGAUCACGUGGAGACAAACUGCUUGAUAUGAUGUAAAUUGACUCUUUGUGUUGAUGCAAACGGUACAUGUAUAUUUAAGGAAAUGACAAUACAGAGUUUUGAAUGCAUACCUAGGUUCUACUUUCCAAACCUAGCUAUGAUCAAGAAAAACUUUUGUUAGGUAAUAUACCCUCUGUCAAUGUGAUAUAAACAAAUUAUUCUUUUGAAAAAGAAUUAAAUACCGGUAGUGUUUGUGAUAUAAUGUGCUCAUAUGUAAUCGACCAGUAAUAAUGCAACAUUUUUGCAUGUGUUAUGAUUACUACUGUCU